AUGCUUGUGAAUUGGGCUCAUUUUCUAAUCCCAAAAAUUUUCUUCAUCCUUUCUUUCCUUUCAAAUCCCGUUUUUGUGUAUCUUAUCCAUACCGAAAAAUCCUUUCAACUUGGAAACUAUAAAUAUCUUUUGUAUUUUUUCGCUCUUUUCAAUUUGAUCGCAUCAUUAGCCGACACUUUGUUGCCAGUUUGUGUUCAUGCGUAUCGCUAUGCUACAAUAUUCUUCCUAGUUGCCGGACCAUUUUCAGAGAGAUCGCGUCUCGGCGAAUUCCUUCUUGCUGGUCGUUGUGCAUUCAUCUCUGGCACCUAUGGUAUUCUCAACACCCACUUCUUAUACCGAUUCUUAUCCCUCCGAUACACUGAUUUCGUUGCCAAUUACUUCAAUCCAUACGGCCUUAUUUUAUCUGUCCAAUUGGUUCUGUUACAUUGGAUCCUAUGGGCCGUUGUUGCAGAUUACACAAUGUCAGCAGAUUCGGAAUCAAGAAAUUAUGUGAGAGAGUCUUUCGAAAAAGUUUAUGGUAAAAUGGAUCAUUUGAACAUCAAGACUGUGAUUUUUUCGGAAAUGCCUUCUGAAGUCGUGUACCGAUCAUGGGUUGGCACUCUAUUUGUAACUUUCCUAGCAUCGUAUUCCUUGAUUUUGUAUUUUUUCCUAGGGUACAAGAUAAUGUCCCAUUUGAAACAAGGAAUAAGUUACAUGAGUCCUAAAACAAUGCAAAUGCAAAAACGCCUAUUUUGGGCACUUUUUGUACAAACUGUAAUUCCAAUUUGUGUCAGCUUUAUGCCUUGUACAUUGGUUUUAUAUGGAUCAGCUAUUAGGAUUGAUUUCAUGAGCUGGGUCAACUGGGUGUCUUCAAUCGCUGUUUCAUUUUUCCCUUUCCUGGAUCCUCUAGCUAUCACAUUAUGCCUUCCAGCGCUACGCCGUCGACUGUUCGCUAGAUUUGGAGUUGUUAUACCUUCAACGUCUUCUAUAAAUGUUCACAGUGUUCCGAGAGUUUGA
Molecule: messenger RNA, 996 nt
Organism: Caenorhabditis briggsae
Lineage: Eukaryota; Metazoa; Nematoda; Chromadorea; Rhabditida; Rhabditidae
Exons: 6
Coding region: 1-996 (331 amino acids)
Source: RefSeq, a predicted model, not a curated record